UUUGAGACAUGUUCAUAGAACGCGUUCUGAUUACGUAUUGAUGGUGGAGGUCGGACUUGCUGUUCUUCCCAGUAGUACCUGGGUUGGUGGCAGUCGGCUUGUCUGGUCGGACACUAUACGGCUCGUACGUAUUUAAUCCAAAAGGAAGGGUGUGGGCUCUAACCAGGUCAGGCCGCUCAAAGGCGAAGCGAAUUGAAGCCAUUUCGACCAUCGUCCUCAAUUUUGGUCGAUUGAGAGGUGAACCAGGGAAGGCACGCGCUGGACAACUGAAUCUUGGAGCAUGAGCGUAUGGCAACCAAGGUGUACAUCAUGUCCGUUUAUUCCGUUCAGCUAUUAUUCAUUAUAUGGCCAUGUCGGGAAGUUGGCGACGGAGAUACAGAAAGGGGCUAACUCCGUUGAGGGCGUGAAGGCGAUGUUAUGGCAGGUGCCAGAGACCCUACCAGAUACGGUAUUGGAAAAGAUGAAGGCACCGCCCAAGCCGGAAGACAUCCCCGUAAUCAAGCCGGAGCAGCUGCCGGAAGCUGAUGGUUUCAUCUUUGGCUUCCCCUCUCGGUUCGGUAUGAUGGGUUCACAGUUCCUGUCUUUCUUCGACGGCAUGGAUGAUAUAUGGAAGUCUCAGAAGCUCGCUGGUAAACCUGCGGGCAUCUUCUGGAGCACCGGCUAUCAUGGAGGUGGCCAAGAGAAUUCUGCGUUGACAGCGAUAACCCAGUUGGCUCAUCACGGUAUCAUAUUUGUGCCUCUGGGUUACACUUUUGGCGAAAGCAUGUUUGAGAUGGGCGAGGUCAAAGGUGGUUCCUCGUACGGAGCAGGGACUUACGCUGGGGAUGGUUCUCGGGAGCCAACAGACUUGGAGCUGAAACAGGCAUUCUACCAAGGGAAACAAGUAGCUACAGUGGCAAAGAGGCUUAACGCCAUCGCCAUCUGAGUCAGUAACUUCCUAGGCCACCGGCCGGCAGACUGGUGGCGGAUGAUCUCCACUUAGCUGUUGGACACAAAUAAACUCCUUUUGAUGUUUUUCUAAGAAACAUGUUAUGAUUGUAUCUGGUAUUUAGUUGUUUUUAAUUUAGAAGCAGUAUUUAUACUUGCA
Molecule: messenger RNA, 1087 nt
Organism: Nymphaea colorata (pocket water lily)
Lineage: Eukaryota; Viridiplantae; Streptophyta; Magnoliopsida; Nymphaeales; Nymphaeaceae
Product: probable NAD(P)H dehydrogenase (quinone) FQR1-like 3
Exons: 4
Coding region: 281-925 (214 amino acids)
Molecular function (GO): FMN binding; NAD(P)H dehydrogenase (quinone) activity
Source: RefSeq, a predicted model, not a curated record